Messenger RNA from Zophobas morio, 3514 nucleotides. It is a transcript of the gene KrT95D, whose product is annotated as phosphofurin acidic cluster sorting protein 1. The transcript is spliced from 8 exons. The record is from RefSeq and is a predicted model, not a curated record. Gene Ontology annotation, biological process: protein localization to plasma membrane. The coding region runs from base 194 to 2551 and encodes 785 amino acids. NCBI's taxonomy places the organism in Eukaryota, Metazoa, Arthropoda, Insecta, Coleoptera, Tenebrionidae.
CAUUCGUUGCAUCGCAACUGUCACUUUUGCGGUCUUUGUACUCGUUUGACAGUUCAUGAUGCAGUUGACAUAAACCGUGCAAAAAGUAGAGUUCAGUGAUGCUCGUGGGUAAUGUCGGUCGGUCCGAGAGUGUCUCGGGUGUGAUAUUUCUCGGUUUGGGGCCUCUGAUUUAGCGACUACGCCCCCGAAAAAAAUGAGUGAAAAACUGAACAAAACCAUGAGCGGGGCGGGUGCCUCCGCUCCCAACAAAAUGAGGCUGUAUGCCACUUGGGUUGACAGAACCCCCUCGAAUUGUAUACCCAGGCUUUGUUCACUAACCCUGACCAGACUGGUUGUCUUAAGACCUUUGGGCUCAGAUUUAGCCUCGAUUUCAAUUGCCGUCAAAAUGCAAUCGAGUAAACGCACAUUACGCUCCAAUGAGCUGAUUCUGCCACAAAGCGGAUUGUUAGACACGCCGUUGGAAUUAACUUUUUGUCUUCAGUAUCCGCAUUUUUUGAAGAGAGAAGGAAAUAAGCUCCACAUUUUGCUACAAAGACGGAAACGGUACAAGAAUCGCACAAUGUUAGGGUUCAAGACGCUCGCGGAAGGGAUCAUUCGGAUGGAUCAGGUAUUACAGAGACAAAUGGACAUGGAGCUCGAAAUGCUCCCCGAGGGCGGCGGCAAAGACAAAGACAAAGGUCCCAUAGCGCGCCUCAGCGUGCUCCAGUUGAGUUCGACACCCGUCGACCAAGAACACAAACCGGACCGAGACCACGACUUCAGCGACGACGAUGACGAGAUCAGCUCAGGCGAGGAAGAAGUCGCGGACCUGUCCGACAGCGAGCCGAUCCGAACGAAAAUGCCCCACGCCCGGCACAACCUGAAGCAACGUUUCGUCUCUCUGCUGCGCCGCUUCAGGGUGCCGGACAGCGAGGGCGGGCGCAGCGCCGACCUGUCGAACCCCAGCGACAUCCAGGCGCUGUUUCAGGAACUCGAAUCGCUGAGCUGCGACGAGGACUCGCCCGGGGAGCAGGACACGAUGUCCAUCUCCAGCACGCCGAAGCCCAGCCUGCGGCCGUUCUUCAGCAGCAGCAAGAGCCUGCUGGACUCCAACCCGGCCCACAGCAGCGAGACCGAGAAGUUCAUCGACGACAAGGCCUCGGGCAGCGACGGCAACGCGGAUAUCUGUUUCACGGACCCCGAGGUGCAGUCGGAUCCGCAGACGGGGUCGCCGCCGAGGGAGCAGUCGGGCACGUCGAGGCAGAAGAUGUCGGGAGACAGCGACUUCACUAACUUGAUGCAGGAGUUCAGCGAGAGGAAGUCGAAGUUGUUCAGGUCGUCGGCUUCUUCGGGCAAGAAGAAGAACUCGCUGAGCGUGAGCUCGGACGUUCCGGUGCCGGAAGUGGUUACGGCGCGAAAAAUAUUUCUCGAACAAGUCACUCGAGUCCUCCCUCUGGAAGAAACCGCUCUUCCGGAAGCAGUUGUAUUAAUCACAGGCCCUGACAGUAUUACUGGACCAUUAUCAGCCCGACUCACCCAUCAUCGUAUUUUUCUGCCAUUAUCAUCAGUCGAAGUCAAAGCAGUCCUCACAGCCGUAUUCAACAAAAUCCACAAAUAUUGCAACAGCUGUGCCAAGCCGGGAAGCUUUGUUAAAUUAGUAUUGAUAGGAGGAGACACCCUGAUUGGCUGGGUGAUCCGUCCUUACGUCGAAUUGUUGUCGAGUAAACCGCCGGAAUGGUUGAAUUACACGAGAAUCUACAUUGUUCCGGUGGGUAAUUGCGGGUUAACGAGACAUCUCGCUAAUCUCGAUCAAGGAUACGCAUCUCUGUUUCCCACCGAUCAGGAAUUGAAAAUUGAUGAACUCACUGGGAGAUUACAGAGAUACUUAUCGGUUCCAUCGUCGGCGCCGAUUGCCCAACUUCCUCUCGGAGAAGCGAUGCUGACGUGCCAGGAUGACUCCAGUCAGCUUUUCGUACCAUUUUUAAACGAAGUAAGGGUAGGCCCUGCAGAACACGCCUUAUCGAUGUCUGUGGAUCUUGAAGACUUAAUGUGUUCCAGUCCUCCAGCCCCUUCCUUAACACCACCAUCAUCACCCAACGUCCAAACUCGCGAUUCACCAUGGGAACCACUCGAACUUCAAUUAGACUACUGGCAAAUUUUUAAAUGUACUGAACCUAUUACAGUAAAGACUGAUAAAACCAAACAAGACGGUAAAACUUCACUCAAAGGGCUGUUUAGAGGGCUCCAGGCGUCACCUUCGAACACUUCUGGACUUAACAUUACCAUGCACAUGGCAAACAAGGAGAAGAAACAGAAAAUUAUGAGGCUCGGCAAGAAGAAGGAAAAGGAGAAAGAUUCUGAGCCGCGCAGCCAAACCGUGGAAGGGAUUUCGAGAUUGAUAUGCUCGGCUAAAGCCUCCCACAACACGCCGAUGAGAGUUUAUGUCGACGGCGUAGAGUUCAACGGGGUGAAAUUCUUCCAGCUGAGCUCAACGUGGCAGACGCACGUAAAGCAGCUGUCUGUGGCUUUGGUAGGAGUGCCAUUGGCGAGUUCCGAAGUGAAUUCUAUGUAACAAAAAUUUAAACGGACCUUCCCUUUUUUAAAACCCGCCGCUUUGCUUCCGUGUCUCGUUUCCGCGAUGCAUUCAUCGCUUCUAGUCAAGGUUAAAUCCAUCGUAAUCCAACCGUUGACAAUACAUCCAAGUAAGGCUCAAAACUCAAGUUUGAAAUGAAAAUUUUCAACAAGAAAACUCACGUUAAGAAUACUCCGUAUAUGUGAUAUAGUUUAUAGUCGUCGUUAUUGAUAUCGAUAAAUGCUUGAGAUUUUUUGAAAACAAAAAAUACUUUUUUACAAGCUAAGGUUAACUGAGUAUCUAACAGUUUGUUUAUAAGCACAGCAAGAUUUAUUUGUGGCCAAACCACUUUUAUAUCGGUAUAACGUAUCCAACGGGUUUGCACGUCAUCAUGCGUGUGUUCGUUGAAGCUCGGUUGACAACCGCCAUCCAGGUUCAUGGGGAGUGAUGUGCGAAGCCCACCAUAUCAGCAUUUUUGCAUAAAUACCAAAGCAACAAUUUGUGUAAUUUGAGGGAAAGUUGUUUGUAUUAUUAAUGUGUAGAGGUUUCUCGCGGUCAUCGUAGUCGUUUUUUUUUUUUCGAAAAGUUACACUUAAUGACUGCAGAGAAUAGUUCCAUGUCAAAAUCAAAUUUUGUUUUUGGGAAUGUUGAAAGGAUCUCACUAAAGUUGUUUGUUGAACUGUGAUGAUGUGAAAGUAGGAGGAAAUAUUGAUAUAAGAAAUGGAAAACGCCGUGCAACUGUGAUUUUAACGCAGCUCAUUCCAACUUGUUAGCUCGGAUGGAUGUUCCGUCAUUAAUCUCAUAUGGAAUGUGCAACAAGUUUUGGAACAUCCAUCUAUAGUUCAUCAGUGUUUGAUUGUAAAUGAUAGAGUAGAUAUCUGUUGUAUAAAUGCAAUAAUGUCUGGAAUUAGUAUUGUUUAUAUAUACUACAUACAUACAAAUAAACAUGAAUAUGUACUUUUA